Aspergillus affinis is the source of this 354-nucleotide messenger RNA. RefSeq lists its product as uncharacterized. The record is from RefSeq and is a predicted model, not a curated record. NCBI's taxonomy places the organism in Eukaryota, Fungi, Ascomycota, Eurotiomycetes, Eurotiales, Aspergillaceae. The transcript has 3 exons. The coding region runs from base 1 to 354 and encodes 117 amino acids.
AUGUGCUACAAGACCAACUACGAGCCUUACACAAGCCAAAGUCAAAGCUUCGACAUGACUCGCGAACGAUCAUCAGAAGAGAUCCUCUACCCAUUGGGAUCUCUCUACCCACACGUCGUGGCCCUCCAACUCCAAGCCGAUGAGAACCCAUGGGCGCAGAACAACAACUUCUCCGGAUACCACGAUAUCAGCUACUGGACCGAGAUCUCUUCUGAAGGCCCGGCGGAGGAUUACUCCAGACCCAGACCGAGUACCGCACGCAGGUACAGUGACUCCACAGCUCUAAAGUUUGUUUCCAGAAUACGACGAUUCCUCAGCCGAGACGAGAUGCGCAGACGCCAGCGACAGGCUUGA